Messenger RNA from Brassica napus (rape), 904 nucleotides. RefSeq names its product COBRA-like protein 4. Lineage: Eukaryota; Viridiplantae; Streptophyta; Magnoliopsida; Brassicales; Brassicaceae. Gene Ontology annotation, biological process: plant-type cell wall cellulose biosynthetic process; cellulose microfibril organization. Gene Ontology annotation, cellular component: plasma membrane. The record is from RefSeq and is a predicted model, not a curated record. The transcript is spliced from 4 exons. The coding region runs from base 179 to 748 and encodes 189 amino acids.
AAUAAAUCUGGAGAAUUGUAACAACAACAAGUAGGUUAAAAGGCCAAAAACACUCAUCAACAAUCUUUGAAAAGCUUUGUUUAAAUCCAUAAACAUUAAUUUCAAAUUCCUGAAGAAGAAACUGAAGUUAAAGAACCGUAUCAAGAACCAAGAUCUUCUCUUAGGAAAUUCACAGAAGAUGAGGCUUUUCUUCUGCUUCUGCUUCUGCUUCUUCUCCAUGCUCAUCUUCACCACAUCUGCUUAUGAUCCAUUAGAUCCUAAUGGGAACAUUACACUCAAAUGGGAUAUCAUGUCAUGGACAGCAGAUGGCUAUGUGGCAACGGUAACUAUGAACAACUUCCAAAUCUACCGACACAUACAAAACCCGGGUUGGACAUUAGGCUGGGCAUGGGCAAAGAAAGAAGUGAUUUGGUCAAUGGUUGGCGCACAGACAACAGAACAAGGAGACUGUUCCAAGUUCAAGGGAAAUGUACCUCAUUGUUGUAAGAAAGUCCCUACAGUCGUUGAUCUCUUGCCAGGUGUUCCAUACAACCAACAGUUCUCAAACUGUUGCAAAGGCGGUGUGGUUGGAGCUUGGGGUCAAGAUCCAUCAUCAGCUGUAUCACAGUUUCAGGUUAGUGUUGGUUUGGCUGGAACUACAAACAAGACUGUCAACCUUCCUAAGAACUUCACAUUGCUUGGUCCCGGGCCUGGUUACACUUGCGGUCCUGCCAAAAUCGUGCCAUCUACUGUUUUUUUUCACUACUGACAAACGAAGAAAGACACAAGCUUUGAUGACAUGGAAUGUUACAUGUACCUACUCACAGUUUCUAGCGAGAAAGCAUCCAAGUUGUUGCGUCUCCUUCUCUUCUUUCUUUUUUUUUUUUUGAUAAGUAUGUGAAUUAUCAUUGAAAAUGAAACAGGU